AUGGGUUCUGUUGAAGCUGCUGCAAACGUCGAAUGGGUUCUGUUCAAGAUCCGAUUCUGUUCAAGCUUUUUGGAUAGAGGAGAAAGGGCUUUCGAAAGGAUGGAACAAGCUUGGAAGACAAUGGAAUGGGAUUCGGGAAGAAAAGGCGCUGCAAGUAAGGCUGUUAUGUUGAAUCAGAAAAAUUAUGUGGUAUUUUGUGAAAGCCAAAGUGCAUUAGAUUUGAGUAAGAAUACCAUGUAUCAUACUAAAACGAAGCACAUUGAUGUUAGAUAUCACUGGUUACAUUUAAUGAUUGAGGAACAACAUAUGCUGUUAAAGAAUGUAGUAGAUAUGUUGACUAAAAUACUUUCCAAGAAAAAGCUUGAGCUCUGCAGUAACUUGACUGAAAUGAGUUUCUUAGUCAAGUAUUCAGCCAAAAGAAAAGCUAUACGAUUAUUCAUGGUUGCAGUACGUCCAUGA
This is a messenger RNA of Durio zibethinus, 459 nucleotides long. The record is from RefSeq and is a predicted model, not a curated record. Lineage: Eukaryota; Viridiplantae; Streptophyta; Magnoliopsida; Malvales; Malvaceae.